Podarcis muralis (Common wall lizard) is the source of this 962-nucleotide messenger RNA. The record is from RefSeq and is a predicted model, not a curated record. Lineage: Eukaryota; Metazoa; Chordata; Lepidosauria; Squamata; Lacertidae.
GCGAGGCGGAAAUCUCUCGCGCCCGGUCGAGGGACUGCCCGCUUAGAGGAAGGUGCCUGACAAUGUUCUGGGCGUUUGAGCGUGAAGCGCUUGCAAACCGACCAGACAAGAUCAUGGCAACUCAGAGUUCCACGUCACUGCAGGAUUUGAUUCGGGAAGAUUUUUUGACUUGCAAAAUCUGCUAUGACCUGUAUGUGGUGCCCAAAAUCUUGCCAUGCCUGCAUACCUACUGCCAAAAAUGCCUAGAGCCCUUGGUAGAAAAUGGGACCAUACAUUGUCCUGAGUGCCGUCUGCAGUCGGAAGCUCCUGGAGGUUCUGUGGGGCUGAAGACCAAUUUCUUCAUUAAUAGCCUCUUGGAACUGUUCCAGAUGAAGCGCAACAAGGACCUAGAGUGCACAGUCUGCUCUAGUGCUCAGAAAGUUGUGGCUGCCACUGCCCGUUGCCUGGAUUGCAAGGAUUUCUUGUGCCAAAUAUGUUCCCAGGGCCACUGCUGCUCCCGCCUCACUCUGCACCAUAAGGUGGUGAACCUGGAAGAGUUCCUUGCAGGGCAUUAUGACACUGAGGUAAGAUUUUUACAGGAACUGUGGUGCCAAGAUCACCCACAGGAGGCGCUCCGUUUCUUCUGUGAUACCUGCAGCAUGUCCAUCUGCAGGGAUUGUCGCAUGCUGGACCAUUUCCAGCACAAAGUGGUAUCCAUGUCCAGUGCAGUCCAGCAGAAACGCCCUUCUGUAGAGCAGUUGAUCAAGAGCUUGCAGGGAACAAUUACCUGCAUCUCUGAACAAGAGAAAGCUGUGGAGGAGGCAAUGGACAAACUAAAAGUAGAGAGCGAACGUGUCAAGGAGAAGAUCUGCAAGUAUGUGGAAGAUAUCACUACUUACAUCUUUGCCCAGAAGGACUGUGUUUUGGCAAAACUGAAUGCCUUCCUAACAGAGCAGCUGGAGCGUUUUUGUUUAGCACAGAAG